This is a messenger RNA of Penicillium crustosum, 3981 nucleotides long. RefSeq lists its product as uncharacterized. The record is from RefSeq and is a predicted model, not a curated record. NCBI's taxonomy places the organism in Eukaryota, Fungi, Ascomycota, Eurotiomycetes, Eurotiales, Aspergillaceae. Bases 1 to 3981 code for a protein of 1326 amino acids. The transcript has 2 exons.
AUGGUCUUCGGUCGUCGCAAGAGAAGUGCCUCUGCCCAUCACCAGCCACUCUCCACACCCGCCGCACAAUCCGCCCAGUCUGCCGCCAGCCAUGCUUUCCUGAAUUCCCAACCCUCCACAGCCAGCUUGUCCUCCGCGGCAGCGGCAGCUGCACUCCGCAACUGCACACCCACCCCGACCCCAAUUGAAAAUGUCCAGACAAAGCGCAUGGUCCAGCGGCGGAGCUCGACCCAGUCGCAGGUUAACCCCGUUGGGGGUCGCCGCUCGGCCAGCGUGGGUGGGACGCUGCGCCGCUCCAGUAGCAAUAGUUCGAUGAGCGCACGCACCUUUCGCGACCAGUCCCCCCAUCGCCCAGCUACCAGCUCUGGGCCCAUCAGGCCUAGACAUGAACCCAUCAAUGUGCCUCCAUUACCCACUCUCCCAACGCAGUUUUCGCAGCGGAAGCUGCCGAACCGACGUGCGAUGAGUAUGGAACCGUCAAUGCGUUCGCCUCCAUCGUCUCCACCGCGCUCUGGGAUGAAGGGCGUGGAUCGGGAACAUGCGCGAGGGUCUCCGAUUCAGCUAGCUACACAUCAACGUGUGACUAGUCUUGGGACUGUUCCAGAACUAGAACGAUCGGCGAGUCGGAACUCAGUGAAUUUUUCGUACCCCAUGGGCUCGCGGCCUACCUCGCCGAUUACAAUGCCUGAGAAUAAUCCGAUGAGCCUCCAUGAUGCUAUUCAAGAAUCGAUUGCUGAGGUAUCUGACAAAUUUCCAAAAGGGAAACCUAGGGCACAACCAUCUGCCAGCCUAGAUGAAAGCCCCGUCGCAAACAAAUCUGGUCUUUUGGCUGGCACUGCAGGUGCUGCGGCCCUAGCGGUUGGCGUGUCAAAGGACAGCCCAAGUGCAAAUGGUCGGGCUGGGAACGUGCGAAAUUCGCUUAUAGAAUCCGAUUCCCUAGACCGAUAUACCGGUAACGCCAUGCCUGCUGUGGCCAGCGUGGAAAGUGAACACCCAUCCUCCCGAGUUCUUCCUGAGCGGUGGCCAUCCAUCGUUCGAGAAGAAGAGGCCGAAGGUGACGACACAAUUGUCCAAGAUAUUCCCAUACGACAAGGCAGAGACCGAACAACGAGUGCAUCGCCAACUGCUGAUCACGUAGAGGCAGCGCCAGUGCCCUCAUCACCCUCUUCGGAACUCCAAAUAGGACAGCCGCCAAAUCGUCAAUCGAGCAGCCCAGGUAGAACUGCCCGUUUUUCCAGAUUGCUCUCUGUAGCUGGAGCCGGUGAUCAAAUUCACCAGCCUCCACCCAGAUCGGUGUCUCCUGUCAAAUCGGCCUUGAAACACCCAAGGGGAACAUCUUUAUCACCUGAUGGGAGGCUUGGGGCGACUGGUCGAGCUGUACCAUCGAAUGAGCUAUCAGAUGGUACCUCAGUGGCCUCAGACGAAGGAUCUCGAGUUGACAGUAGAAAGAAGUCUGUCAAGGUCAGCUUCGAUGACGAGGCUGAAGUCGUCAAUCUGGCAGCCAGCCCUCCUACCUCCCCAGAAGAAUAUACACCUGAUUCUCCGCCCGGCGGUAAAGACAAGCCUCGUAUGAGUUGGCUUGGUGCUGGCAAGAAGAAGUCACCUGUGGAGUUUGCGAGUGACGAUGACUGGGAUGUAGUCAUCAAACCCCGACAGGUUCUUCCUUCUUUCGGAAGCAUUCGGGGAAGCCGAGGCGGUGGCCUUAAGAGGUCGCCAAUCCCAGAUUUCAGUGACAAUGAGUCAAGCUCUUCGUCUGCAUCCGAGAUGGCGCCGAGGCCGGAUAUGUCGCUCUCAAAUGAAUACUUCCAACCGCGCGGUUUGAACGCUCUAGAGCAGUUAUCCAUCAAUGGCAGUCUGCACACUUCGCAUCCGAAUACCGUCCCUCAGGACAAACGAGAAGCUGGACUCGCCGAUGAUAUUACUGAGAAGCAGCCGUAUUCUAGCGUGGGCUCAAAAUUAUCUGUGCCUGCUAUUGCUGUCGAACCUGCUACGCCCCCAGCAGACGGAACCAGACAAAGUUUCGACGUGAAGAGAUCUAGCAUGGACCAGUAUAGGAUUCCGGGCGGGUUCCUGCCCUCCAGCUCAGACCGCACUCUCGAUUCGACUGCGAAGAAGACUAGCACCCAGGCCGUGGCGAGUGCCGUUCCAAUGCUGGAUGACGUGGAUACAGAGGAGGAGUCUGGUGAUAGCGUCUACAGCGAUGCAGCGGAGGACAUGGAUGGGGAUGGGUUUGGAUCCAUCAAUGCUAUUGUCGAUAGCCGGUCAGCCCCUAGGUCCGCACCGUCUGAAGAGAUUGCGAGCGGAUCCCGGGACGCAACACCGAGACCUAUCGGCAGAGCCGCCAUGGUGGAUAAUCAGUCACAAAAUGUGACUGAUCAACCACUUGAGGAGCGCUCCAUGACACCGACUCAAGGCACUGUCAACCGCCUUGUAGAGGAAUCCCCUGCCUCUUCGGUUGGCCAUGAGCUGGGUUCCACAUACCCGCCAGUGCCAACCCGGUUGCAAACCCGCAAUGCGGCUGCCCAAAACCCCAGCGUCCGGACACAGCCCACCAUGCGAACCCGCCCUAUGUCGGUGGAUGUGAAUAGCGCGUCUCGUAUAGAGGAUCCCCGCUGGUCGAGCAACGAUGCUUCUCCGCGAAGUAGCAAAGCCAAACCCCGUCCACUGUCUCUUGGCCCAGUUUUCCACAAUGUAGGAGGACAAGCAGGUAUCCCUGGCACUCUUCGCCGAAAAAUGUCAAAUGGAAGUGAUUCCUCCAGCAGUUUUAAACGCUCUUCUCCGCGUGCAGAUACCCACUCCAUGCGACGGACAAUGAGAUCUGGUGCUUCUGGUGCUAAUGUUCGAGUCCAAUCUCCAACAGAGCGCAACGAGUCUCCCCUUGAACAUCGUCCUCUUUCAUCUGGCUCCUCGAAUGGCACAAUGCGCAAGACUCUCCGAGGACCUACUGGGGGUGAGCGAUAUUCGUUCUUUUCAACAAACAAGAAGACCCCACCAAGAGCGAAGUUCACCAAGGCACCCCCUAAGUCGGCGCGCGCAACUCGGUUUGCAAAUUCAGAUGACGAGGAUGAAGCCCGACCCCAGGUAUUCACCAGUCGAUUUGCAGAUUCCAGCGAUGAAGAUGAGCCCGGAAGUAAUCAGUUACGCCCUGUCCGUGGUAUCCCCCGUCGCCAAGGUGCUGAUGACGGUGACUCAACAGAGUUGGAAGAUAGUUCAGAAGAGAGCGCCCGGCAGCAAGCACACCUGGUGUUUGCAUCCAAUUCAGUACUCUCUUCAUCCGGGUCCCGCAAAACGCACGCACCAAAUAUGUCUGGAAUGGCAGCUGUAGCCAAACAACGUGGCAUGUCGCAGCGAGACUUGGAGGAGUUCAUCAUGGCGCCUCCCCAAGGUCGAAAGCAAGGACUUCUCACCCGACUUGGGAUCAAAAAAUCUCAUGGGGUUCGCGAAGCUGACUCCCAGAGUCCCCUAGAGCGGUCACGUCUGGAACCCGAUCAAUUCCGCGGCGAGGGCAUGGUGAAUGGGAACCACGGUAUCACCACAACUACAGUGUCUGCCGGGAAUCCAGAGCCGACUCGUUCGUCCAAGCUGGUGAAGAGACAGUCUAAACGUCAGUCGACAGGACCAGACACUUGGCCCCUUCACCACAACGCCAAGGAACAAGAGCCUAUCCAGCCAGUUGCGGAACAGCCACACAGCGCCCCGUCGUCUGCUCUCCAAGCGCAGAAUCCCGCGCCGACGACACAUGGUGCAGGCGCAGCACAAAAUGGAAAUGUCGUUGUCAAUGGCAAUGGCGCUCACGGUGCAUCUCCGAUUGUGAAGGAGCCCGAGGCGCCCCGCGGUGGACCAGAUCCGAACAAUGACAGCACCCCUGAAGUCACGAACCCCGAUGAUCAUAGGCUUUCGGCGCGCGAUAUCGUGAUUGCUGGCUCGGGACGAAAGAAAAGAUUUCCUCUUCUUCGGAAGGCAUUCGGACUGCGCGGUUGA